This is a messenger RNA of Annulohypoxylon truncatum, 1422 nucleotides long. Its product is annotated as glycoside hydrolase family 5 protein. Gene Ontology annotation, molecular function: hydrolase activity, hydrolyzing O-glycosyl compounds. The transcript is spliced from 3 exons. Lineage: Eukaryota; Fungi; Ascomycota; Sordariomycetes; Xylariales; Hypoxylaceae. The coding region runs from base 173 to 1297 and encodes 374 amino acids. The record is from RefSeq and is a predicted model, not a curated record.
CCAAGAGAGACAUUACUCGUAAUAGUGCUACACUACCAAGGGGGUAUCGUACGAGUCAACGGUGGUCGCUCGUAUCUGUACAAAUAUGAAGCUCCUGCCGUCCUGUUUUCUAGAAUCCUCUCGCUAAGCUAUCCUCAACUUUGUUCAGUGGGUCGAAUUGUUAACGAUCAAGAUGAGAUAUCUCGGAGCUACACUUCUCUCACUCAUUAGCGCUGCCUGGGCCGCAGCUAUCAGCGCAUCGAGCGUAGCUGCCGUAUCCUCUCCCGCCGCCGCGGACUAUCCGAAGACGGACGGGUUGCUUUUCAACAUCGACGGGGAAACCAAAUACUUCGCUGGCACGAAUAGCUACUGGAUCAGCUUCCUAACGAACAACGCAGACGUGGAUAAGACGCUCGACGCACUCGACCAGGCCGGGCACAAGAUCUUGCGCGUCUGGGGUUUCAACGACGUAACGUCCCAACCCGGGGGCGGAACUGUGUAUUUCCAACUCUUGUCCAGCGGAGGCUCAACGAUUAACACGGGGGCAAAUGGCUUGCAGCGGCUUGAUUACGUGGUUGAAGCCGCGGAAAAAAGGGGCAUCAAGUUGAUCAUUAAUUUUGUUAAUAAUUGGAGCGAUUACGGAGGCAUGCCGGCUUACGUGACCGCCUUCGGAGGCAGCCAGACAACCUGGUACACCAAUACCGCAGCGCAGACCCAAUACAAGGCAUACAUUAAAGCCGUCGUGUCGCGGUACGCCAAUUCGUCUGCCAUCUUCGCAUGGGAGCUCGCCAACGAACCGCGCUGCAACGGCUGCGAGACUACUGUUCUUACAGACUGGGCGGCUACUACGUCCGCCUACGUCAAGAGCCUUGAUCCGAACCACAUGGUGACUCUUGGAGAUGAAGGGUUUGGCUUAGCCGGAGAUGGAAGCUACCCUUAUCAGUUUGGAGAAGGCCUCGAUUUCGCGGCGAAUUUGAAGAUCGAGACAUUGGACUUCGGCACGUUUCAUUUGUAUCCGAGUAGUUGGGGCACGGAGUACGAUUGGGGCAAUGGCUGGAUCGAGGCCCAUGGCAAGGCGUGCGAGGCAGCGGGGAAGCCGUGCUUGUUUGAGGAAUAUGGUUCCACGACCGACCACUGCGGUAUCGAGGGCAAGUGGCAGAACACGUCCCUCUCGACAAAGGGGUUGGCGGCGGAUUUGUUUUGGCAACUGGGUAUGACGCUAAGUACGGGACAGACGCAUAACGACGGAUUCACUAUUUACAGCGGCUCAUCGGAGUGGACUUGCUUGGUUACGAAUCAUGUUGCUGCUAUUGACUAGAAAGAGGGGUCGCGUAACCGUCCGAGCUCGGGCAAUGCUUAUAUGGUGGUAAGCGACGAUUAGGUUCGAUACAACUUCUACCUAGUCAUUACAUCAUUCGACAUUACCUCUAUUCCGUUACGACU